AUGGUGGCCGAGGCGCAGAGCGGUGGCGGAAGUGGCGGCGGCGGAGGCGGAGGCGGAAGCAGCAGUGGCAUGUCAGGUGGGUAUGGCGAGGGAAGCGGCGAGUGUGACAAGAGCUGCGCCAUUGCGAUUGUGUGCUCGUUGCUUGGAGUACUAGUGGCUACGGUCGGCAUCGCUGUGGUAACGCAGGUGUUGUGCGGAACGAAGAUGGUGCGUGAUCCAAGCUCGGAUGCGUCGCGGCGGGCGCGAGCGAUGGGGAGCGAGGACGUUGAGACGGGAUCGUCAGCACCGCUGUCUGCGGCCGAGCAUGCGCUGCACGCCAAAUACGGGCCACCUCCGUCGUACGACGAGCUGACUGCGCCAAGCAGCCGAAAGAUGUACGCCGGGACAUGGGUCGGACACUACGUCGAGUUUGGCAAGCGGCACGCGAUGCGGAUGGCACUCCAGCUUGACGCCGAGGCCGGCCAGUUCUCAGGCUCGGGCACUGACGAUCUGUCGGCGUACACCAUCCGUGGCUACUACAACGUUGAUAGUGGCAAGGCGGUAUUCCUCAAAAGGUACCACUCGGGCCGGUACUCGCAUGGGGUCGAGUACCGCGGCCGGGAGCUGGCACAUCAAGCGCACCGGUCGGCUUCAGGCCGAGCUGACCGGCAACUUUGA
Thecamonas trahens ATCC 50062 is the source of this 657-nucleotide messenger RNA. RefSeq lists its product as uncharacterized. The coding region runs from base 1 to 657 and encodes 218 amino acids. The record is from RefSeq and is a predicted model, not a curated record. The transcript is spliced from 2 exons. Lineage: Eukaryota; Apusomonadida; Apusomonadidae.